AUGGGACUUCUUUCUGUUGAGCAGAAAUAUAGCAUCAUUUUGAUGGCCGAGAGGCAUCCCAAGUGGACACAAGCGGAGCUGGCACGGUGGGCGUACGAAGCAUACCAGUUGUCGUCACGGCCUUCACAAGGCACCAUCUCCCGUCUUUUGGCUCGCAAAAGCGUUUUUAUGAACUCUAAAGAACAUGAAAAGGGAGCCAACAGGUUGCGGACUCCGAACAAUCUUUUAGUGCGUCGCAUUCUGCAAGAAUGGGUCUCGCAGAGCAUCUGGAACGGAAUCCCAAUAACACCCCCCAUUGUACAGGACACGGCUCAAUCGGUAUGGCACCGUAUUCCAGCGGAGCAUCGUGAGGGCAACGGAUCUUUCAGCUACAAGUGGAUCACUUAUUUUCUGUCUAAGAUGGAUUUAAACGUCACGAACCCAGACGAGGAACUGCCGAAACCGCCAAAAGUAUGGACUUUUGAAGAAAGAGACGCUUUGAAAGAUCUGUUGGUCAAAGUUCCAGCCAAGGACUUGUUUACGCUGGAUGAGACAUUUUUGGCCUACAAUCUACCCAUGGACAACGCUCAGUACGAGACAGGCCAAGUUCAGAAAAAGAUAGAGGUUCUGACUGUGAUGCUUUGUGCGAACCUGGAUGGUUCUGAGAAGAUGAAUCCUUUGGUGAUUGGCAGAUACGAAAACUACAGAAGUUUCCGAAGUCAUUUUGCCAACGACCCUCCAGAUAGCACAUCCCCGACAUCCCUAGGUGCGAAAAUGGCCCGCAAAUUCUCUUUGACUUUUCACAGCAACCGCAAGUCGUGGCUUACAAGCAACCUCUUUCAUGACUGGCUAGCAUGGUGGGACAAACGUCUUGUCGUGGAUAAUCGUACCAUUUGCAUUGUGCUGGAUGACUCCUGCUCUCAUCGAAUAGUCAAUUUGCGACUCAAGAAUAUUAAACUGGUGUACACUUCCGCCAACAGUAGAUUUUUACCUUUUAACUGGGGCGUCUUGGACGAGUUCAAAACGCACUAUCGUGUCCAGCAGUAUGAAGCACUCAUCGACUUGCAGGAAAAGAUCGAAAAGAAAACAGGUGUCAAGAAGAUUUUAACUUACGAUCAAAGCACACUCAAUAUGUCCAAUGCCUUCAAACUAAUAAAGACAUCUUGGGACGCUAUACCUAUAGACACAAUCAAGGCUAAUUGGAAGAGCUCGGGAAUAUUACCGCAGCAUAUGAUUCAACUGAACGAAAACGUCAGCAUGGCAUUCAAGAAAAAUGAAGCACUAGAACGGAAACUAUACGAAGUAAGCGAGAAAUUUCACUGUGUUAAACAGUGGGAUUACGACAUUUUGCUUGAUUUGAACAUUGAGAAUAAAAACACCAAUUUCCUAAGCUCCGAGGAAAUAGUAGAGAGUGCAAUUGUGGAUGAGUGGGAGCCAGAGCCCAAAGAGGGCACCUACGAUGAAGACUAUGCCACGGGUACUUUCAAUCUGGACGCAUUUGCUCCUGUUGGCGGAGAGGUUACAAGCGAUGCUUUCGGGCACGUACCCCAUCUGGGGUCUAGUACAAACGAUGGGUCAGACAGGGAUCUAUUCGUUAGCAGUGUGAUUGACAAAACCAAUGAUAUUUUUUCCAGUACCGUCCUUCCACCUGUAGAUGGUCACAGUCAUCUACAACCUGUCUCUGUUGUUCCACCUUCUGCGUCCAGUCACAUAUAUGCUGCCCCUAAUGCCGCACCAACAGCAAACGCCUAUCUAGAUGACGUUUUCAGUACCCUGCCAAGCGAAGCACCUCCACCACCAAACGAAAAUACUUUGACUGGCCAUACUCAAAACUCAAUACCAGACAGUACGUCACCAGCAUCUAAUAGCUUGCCUCCAAACGAAAUAAUGACUUUGAGUGAGCCAGAUCUAAAUUUAGGCGAUGAAUUUGACCUCGGAUCAGCAAACGAAUUCUCGACCCAUUCAACAACUGGCGAACAUGAAGCGCCAUUUGGUUCUCAGCGUCUUCUUAUCAUGACCACUUUGCAAACUAAUAUCGACAUUGCAAAGUCAAUGGGAAACAUUUUAAAACAUGCAGAGUUUAGGGAAGUUGGUUUGUCGGAGACAGCCUUGAACGAACUAAAGUUUAGUUACAACAACUGUCUGAAAAAAAUACGAAAAGCCAAGUUGGCUUUAAGUGUCCCCGAAAAAAGACAAAGGAACCAUCUAUUAGAACGUCAAUUGCUGCAUCGAGAGCACACCCUCAUGCGCCAAGGUGGGGCACCAACGCCAAAGAGUGUAUCUCAGCCUGGUGUCGAUCCAACGCUUGAAGUCGGAGGCACUAAUUUCUUUGGCAGUUUCCCUCCUACUUCGGGAUAA
Molecule: messenger RNA, 2337 nt
Organism: Lachancea meyersii CBS 8951
Lineage: Eukaryota; Fungi; Ascomycota; Saccharomycetes; Saccharomycetales; Saccharomycetaceae
Source: the annotation of a GenBank genome assembly